Molecule: messenger RNA, 6336 nt
Organism: Pomacea canaliculata
Lineage: Eukaryota; Metazoa; Mollusca; Gastropoda; Architaenioglossa; Ampullariidae
Product: low-density lipoprotein receptor-like
Exons: 20
Coding region: 308-3130 (940 amino acids)
Molecular function (GO): protein binding; calcium ion binding
Source: RefSeq, a predicted model, not a curated record
AACUGAAAGCGCGUUCUUGUGACCGUCAUAUGCACCGGCCAGUACGGAGAGCUGGGCGAGGCUCGCUCUUACCGCAGACUUUUCUCCGUAUUUAAAUAUCCGCAAGACUAAAUUUCUUUGUAAAGUCGCCAUAAAGUCAGGUGACGAGAUUAACCUCCUUGUCCACCUCCUUUCUCAGUGGUAGCCUUUUCAUUCAAGUGCUGAAGGCAGCCGGUGAAGGCCGAACACGUUACCGGUAGCGAAACAUCUAGUCGCUGUCAAAAAGAAGUUUUUGGAUAAAAAACGAAAAACCGGAUAAGUGUGGAGGAUGUGGAGACCAUCAUGGAAGCUUCUCUUGGCUUUAGUAGCUCUGGCAGUCGUUGAUAUUGUUUUGGCAUCAACGGAUGACGAAAACCGUGCCGAAUGCACAAGCACACAGUUCCAGUGUAACAACAAACAUUGCAUCUCCUUGGCCUGGCGAUGCGAUGGUGACGAUGACUGCCAUGACGGUUCGGAUGAAAGGAAUUGUCCAUCAGUAACGUGUGCAGACAGUGAUUUCAAGUGUGUGAAUGACAGUAAAUGCAUACCUCUGCGAUGGAAGUGUGACGGUGCAGCAGACUGCGAUGACCAGUCAGAUGAAGACACCCACCUCUGUAGUCAAGUGACAUGUGGUCAAGACCAGUUUAUGUGCAGCGAUGGCAACUGUGUUAUCAAUACUUGGGUUUGUGAUGGGGAAAAAGAUUGUGAAGAUGGACUUGACGAGAAACAAUGUAACUCGACCUGCCAUCCUAAUACAGAAUUCACCUGUGCUGAUGGCCAAUGCAUUGAUAUAAGGUGGAAAUGUGAUACUCAUCAUGACUGUAGUGAUAAGUCAGAUGAAGAAAACUGUCCAAAUAAUACUUGUGGAGAGUUUCAGUUCAUGUGUAAUAACUCACAUUGCAUCCAAAGCACAUGGAAAUGUGAUGGGGAUGAAGAUUGUCAAGAUGGAAGUGAUGAGGAUAACUGCUUUUCUACAGGGGGAACAUGUCGAAAAUCAGAAUUUCAGUGUAAAACACUGGAUCUUGCAUGCAUCCAUAACUCGUGGGUUUGUGAUGGAGACUUUGAUUGUGAGGAUCAGUCAGAUGAAAAGCAUUGCAACAUCACAUGUAGUUCUCAGGAUUUUCUUUGUGAAGAAAAUUAUUGCAUUCACAAUUCACUUGUGUGUGAUGGCCAGAAUGAUUGCUUAAAUGGAUCUGACGAGCGUAAUUGUCAAGAAACGAAGAAAUGUGCAAACAAUACCUUUGAUUGCCAUAAUAAUGGCGAGAAAUGCAUUGACUACAGUAAAGUGUGUGAUGGAAGAGAUGAUUGUGGCAACUACGAGGAUGAACGCAACACCAAAGAUAAGAGCCCCUGUCGAGAUACUGGUUUGGAAACAAACCCAUGUGCAGAGGACAACGGUGGCUGUAGUCAGAUAUGUCAUCGCUCUCCUUCAGGCCAUAUUUGUGAUUGUCAUCGCGGUUUUCAUUUGAUGGCCAAUUCUACAACAAAGUGUGUAGACAUCAAUGAAUGCGAGCAGCCAGGUGUGUGUUCUCAGAUUUGUGACAACACCCAUGGCUCUUACAAGUGCAGCUGUUUGGCGGGCUACACACUCACUGGCCAUCAUGUCUGCAAAGCAAAUGAAGGAGAGCCAGAACUCUUGCUGACAGACAGGAAGGAACUGCGGCGGUACCAUUUGGAAUCAAACCGCUAUUCUCUGCUGCUAGGUGAUGGCAAUAGUAAUGUCUCAGGAGCUACUGCCAUUGACUACCAUUUCAGUGCAAAUCUCAUUUUUUGGACUGAUGUAUCCCAAGAGCACAUUAUGAGAGUAAACAUGGAGACGAACCAGAUUGAUGUUGUUGCAUCAGAAAAUGUAAAGGUUCCUGAUGGUCUUGCUGUGGACUGGGUGCAUGGGCACCUGUACUGGACAGAUACAGGCCUUGAUCAUAUUGAAGUGGCAACCUUGGAUGGCAAAAUGAGAAAAAUCCUGAUAAAUGAGGGAUUGGAUGAACCCCGUGCCAUCGUUCUUGAUCCUGAAAAUGGUUUCAUGUAUUGGACUGACUGGGGAAUGAAGGCAAAGAUUGAGAAAUGUGGCAUGAAUGGCAAGAAUCGCAAAGUCCUCAUUGAGAAUGACAUCACAUGGCCCAAUGGACUGACAAUAGAUUAUGUUUCUAGUCGUCUUUACUGGAUCGAUGCUAAAAUACACAUGAUUGUUAGUACGGAUUUGGAUGGAAAGAACAGACAAGUGAUUCUGCGAGGGCACCAGCAUCUUGGCCAUCCAUUUGCAAUUACAGUUUUUGAGGACUAUCUGUACUGGAGUGACUGGCCAUCAGAGUCCGUGCGUCGGUAUAACAAGUUUGGCAGAAGGGAAAAUGUGACCACCAUUGCUCAAGGCCUUGAAUAUCCCAUGGACAUUCAUGUCUACCACAAAUAUCGCCAGCAUAAUUAUACAAAUCGCUGUGGCAACAACAAUGGUGGCUGUGAGCAGUUUUGUCUACCAGAUACAGAAUCAAAAAGUUACACUUGUGAAUGCAUGAAUGGCUAUUACAUCAGCCCAGAUAACAAAAAGAAGUGCUUAUUAGGCAAUGAGACAAGUCCAGCACUGACCACAGAAAGCAGCACAACUAACACCAGUAGAUCGCCUAACCAGAGUAAUCAUUCUAACAGAACUGAGGGUACAGUGGUCACAACAAUCAAACCAGUAACCAAGAAACCCCAGAUAUCCAGCUCCACCUUAACUCCAAAUCAGCCUCCAAACAAGCAAGUCACAGAAGAGAGUGGUAUGAAUACAGUCACUACAUCAGCUACAUCAACUGCAUCAACAACGCUGCCUAAAGCACCUGCUGGCGAGCAGCAAAACGCCACAGAAGAUGUGCCAGUGCCACAACAAGAGGGGACUGGCCAAGUUGCCAUUAUCGUCAUUGCUGUUGUGGUUUUAGUGGCUGUCGUGUUCAUUGGUGUGGGCAUUUUUGUGUACCGACGCCACCGCAAGAGGAAUAUCAAGAGCAUGAACUUUGAUAAUCCUGUAUAUCGCAAGACAACCACAGAUGACCAACUGAUAAUGGAAAAAGCAGGAUCUCGGCAAAGCCUUCCUGCAAGUAUGCAGCCCUUAAACCCUAAUGAAGAAAUGGCCUGAUGGGAUGUGGAAAAAGGUUGACUCAAUUUUUCUCCACAAGAGCUUGUGUGUAUGAAGGGCAUAUGCUGGAAUCUACCAAGGAUGCUUCAUCACACAAUAAGAGCAAAGAGAUCAUCAGCUCCCUGGCAGUACUAAUUUUAUGGCUUGACCACACUGGAAUAGCUUUAAGCCUACUGUGCUUGAAGGGUUGUUUGGGAGGGGGGGUGGUGCAUAGGAUUUCAGAUGCUGGACAAGAAAUGGUAGUCUUCUUAGAACAACACUGUUUUGCAGCAGCUUAGUGCCACUUAUUGAUGAGCUUUCAGAAAUUUGCAGUCACCAAAUUUAAGUUUGUCUGCAACUUGUGACAUUUUCAAAGAAUCUCAUUUUAUCAGAGAAGGGUUGGGGUGUGUAAUUGGUGUUGAACAUUUCAUAAAAGAAUGUCUUUCAAGCCUAUCCUUAUGAUUUAAUUUACAAAUUGGCUUCUUUCCAUUUUGAAAGGUCAGAGUGAUGUAUUACAUCCAGUAUCAUUUGUUUUGGCUAAUAAGUUUUUGCAGAGUAUGAGAUAAUAUUGCAAAGAUGUGGCAGAUAAGAUACUGAAUGCCAUUGUACUCAGCUGUGGUAAGGCAAUGGUUUCACAGACAACUGAGCAAAGGAAAGUUUCAGUGUGACUCGUGACUAAUAUGCUGAAGCUGAUAGGGAGGGUAGAAAUAUCAGAAAACUAUCAACUCUUGUAAUGGUGCUCCUAAGACCUUGAAGAGGAAAAACAAUACCUCGGUGUGCGAACAUACGGGAAGAGUUGCUGAUCAUGGCAUCACUUGAGAGUACAAGGCAGGGAAAAUGACGUCUUGCCCUAUCGCCAGAAGACUGAUCCUCCCUGGGUUGCAUUGCACACUCCCAACAAUGCCUGUGUUAUUUCUGCUCAAUUUGAAUUCCAGAGUGGCUGCUCGAGAACGAUUGGUGUGCAGGUGGGGGCAGUGAAUGUCAUACAAGCUUAGCAAAAACUGCCAGGCGUCAGUCUGUUAAAGCGUGUGAAAGUUUGGUAUACUCUGCAGAACAGUGCUGCCAUGGUUUGGAGUGAAUGAAACCUUAAAACUACAAUUUGGGAAUGAAUGGUUGCACUUGCAUAGACAUUGAUGUAAAUUUCUUGCCAUCAUGGGCCAAAUUGCAUGAGCUGUUGCAGCACCUGGACUGUUUUUCUUUUUUAAACUACUCGAUUAUCUCAGGUGAAGUGGCAUACCUCCAGUUUGUGCAAGUGUAUACCUCAACUUACCAUACAUAAGCAAUGGAUGGUAGGUUUUUGCAGUGGCCAUUGAAUAAGGGAACUAGUGCUAGAACUGUCCUUUCUGCUUGGCAGCUGCACCAAAAGGAGAGUUCCAUAGAGCCUUCCCAAUUCCAUGAGACACGGAUGCAUGGUAUCCUACUAUUAUUAUUAGUAUUAAACUGGUGGCCAACACCUAAAUGGUACAAAAUGGAAUGGUGCCCAGGUGUAGCAAAGGCUAGUGAGCUGCAAAUAUAAUGCCAUGGACUGGUCAGCUGCAAAUGAGGCUUAACCAUUGGCCUGUGAUAGCUACUACGCUUGUGCAAUGCAGUUGUCACAUGGAUGGCUAUUUAAAAGGGAGUUCUGUACUUGUCAUUGAGCUUGAAGGGUGAGAGAAGCAGCAGAGAUUUAUUUAUUUUGAAGAGUGUGAUGCAGCUUGUAAAUUUGAGUCACUUUCUGUUGAAUGUGAGGGAAGUAUGUUGUGUAUAGUAAAGAUUUAAUCAAUUCCAGUCUGUGCUUGUGUGUGAGUUUGGUGGUGUGUGCAUUCACAUGCAUAUAUGCAUGGGUGCAGUUCAGCAAAAUGAUUGUAUAUAUUUUUGAACCAUUCACUUGUUCAUAGCCUUCCCGUGGAUUUUUUUGUUUGUUUGUUUGUUUUUUUUUGUUUGUUUUUUUUUUUGCUGGUUGUAUUGAUGCAGCUGCCAUGUCAUGCUUUGUGUGCAGAUUUCCAUUGCAGAAUGUGGAAUUUAGCUAGUUAAUGUUACAUUUGGCAGUUCUGUGUGGUCUGUGUUGUUAUAUUUAUUAAGAAUUUUCUUUAGCUUGUAAUACUGUUGAAUCUCUACCCUAUUUUUUAGUGAAUGCAGAGUAUGGAAUGUCUGCUUAGAAGUGAAUCUCUAAGUUGUGUGAAUCUUCAUUGUUGCAGCAAAAGGAUUUUCCUUCUUAAAAACUUUUGUUUCUUAAGUAUUUGGUAACCACCGAUGCAAAUGCUACUGGCAAAUAUGUAGCUUUUGAUCAUAUUGGAGAUUAUUUUUGUAUUGUAUUUUUUUUUGGGGGGGGGUGUCUAGUUUUCAUAUAUGCUUUUAGCAACAGAUAGGUCUUGAAUCUCUUGUUAAUCGGAUUAGUGAGUGUAUGAGAGCAUGGAGAUAAGAAUGAAGCAGAUAUGUUCAUUAAAGUACCCUCAUCCCCUGUUGCAUGCAAGGUAUGCAUGUCCAGUCAUCUUCAUCAAAUACCCUACAUGUUGACCUCCAUGUACACUUGUUCACGUUGAAUUUCAUUAUUCAUUCAUUUUAUUUCAAAUUGAAAACUUAAUUUCAGGUGCAGAGAGAGUUAAAGUGCUAUAAUUUAUAGUGUAGAUGCUUGGUACAUGUCCACAAAUGCUAGGGUUUUGGGAAGAUGAAGAUCCUGCAGAGUAUUUACAUAACUGUUUUCAUUGUGGUUUUGACUGAUUUAGUCUUCUUCAUUGUGUUCAUUUUUUUCAACUGCCUUUGAGCUUCAGUUCCUUAAUAAGUGUGAUCUGAGAGAUGUUUUACUUCAAGAUAUUGUGAUAUGGUAUGUUGUCUGGUUUUUUUUUUUCUUGUUGGCAAUUGGUGUAAAUGUUCUGAUAUUUGAAAUGUUGAUGUGGUGAAUUGUUGUAGCUGAGAGCGAAAAUCCCAGCUUUCUGAAGUUUUAUUUUAAUGAUACAGGCAUGGAAGCAAGUAUGUAAUGUACAGAAGAGUUUAAAGAGUAUCUGGAAAUAAUACUGUGCUGAUUUGUAUAGCGAGAUGUGCAGUCAUCAUUAUAAUCACUUGUUGGGUGGAGUAACAUCACUAUGCAUCCGACUUGCUGUAGAGUUGCAAAGAAAGACUAAAUUUCAGGGUGUGCAUGUAAGGGUGAGAUGCUGGUAUAUGUCUCUAUCAUUAAAUAUGAAUACAAUUUUGUUUAAACUGUACAUAUAACCAGGCAAUCGCUAAUAAAAUUUGAGUACUGGAAUUUC